AUGGAGCCAAGGAAUGAUACACGAAUUUCAGAAUUUCUUCUUCUGGGAUUAUCAAAGGAUCCAGAACUGCAGCCCCUCCUAUUUGGCCUUUUCCUCUCCAUGUACCUGAUCACUGUAUUUGGAAACCUGCUCAUCAUCCUGGCCGUCAGCCUAGACCCCCACCUCCACACGCCCAUGUACUUCUUCCUCUCCAACCUGUCCUUGGUUGACAUCUGCUUCACCUCCACCACCAUCCCCAAGAUGCUGCAGAACAUCGGGACACAGAGUAAAGUAAUAACCUAUAAUGGUUGUAUCACCCAGAUAUACUUCUUCCUGCUCUUUGCUGGAUUAGACAACUCUCUCCUGGCUGUGAUGGCCUAUGACCGCUUCAUGGCCAUCUGCCAUCCCUUGCAGUACAUGAUCAUCAUGAAGCCCUGGAACUGUGGACUGUUGGUUUUGGUGUCCUGGAUCAUGAGUAUCCUGAAUUCCUUGCUACAAAGUUUAAUGGUAAUGUGGCUGUCAUUUUGCACACACUUGGAAAUUCCUCACUUUUUUUGUGAAAUCAAACAGGUGGUCCAACUUGCUUGUUCUGAUACCUUUUUUAAUGACCUGGUGAUGUAUUUUGCAGCUGGGUUGCUAGGUGGUGUCUCCCUUUCUGGUAUCCUUUACUCAUAUUUUAAGAUAGUUUCCUCCAUACAUGGAAUCUCAUCAACUAAAAAGAAGUAUAAAGCAUUUUCCACCUGUGCCUCUCACCUCUCAGUUGUCUCCUUAUUCUAUUGUACAGUCCUAGGAGUGUACUUUAGCUCUGCUGCUACUUACAGCUCACACUCCAGUGCAAUAGCCUCGGUGAUGUAUACUGUGGUCACACCCAUGUUGAACCCCUUCAUCUACAGUCUGAGGAACAAAGACAUAAAGAGGGCCCUGAAAAAAAUCAUUGGGAUGGUAGUUAUGUAA
Molecule: messenger RNA, 933 nt
Organism: Condylura cristata (star-nosed mole)
Lineage: Eukaryota; Metazoa; Chordata; Mammalia; Eulipotyphla; Talpidae
Product: olfactory receptor 7A17-like
Exons: 1
Coding region: 1-933 (310 amino acids)
Biological process (GO): G protein-coupled receptor signaling pathway
Cellular component (GO): membrane
Molecular function (GO): olfactory receptor activity; G protein-coupled receptor activity
Source: RefSeq, a predicted model, not a curated record